Molecule: messenger RNA, 1328 nt
Organism: Cylas formicarius (sweet potato weevil)
Lineage: Eukaryota; Metazoa; Arthropoda; Insecta; Coleoptera; Brentidae
Product: cocaine esterase-like
Exons: 6
Coding region: 636-1280 (214 amino acids)
Source: RefSeq, a predicted model, not a curated record
UGAAAAUUUCGUUCAAGUUCCUCUAAUACUGGGCACAUCUUCGGCGGAGGCGCUCACCUUUCUUGCUUUCAUGGGCGGUCUGGUGUUGAUAAAACAACCCAAUGCCCUCGAAACGUUGAUAUUGCGUUAGACGUGGCAACGUCUAUCGCCUUCUUUGAUCACGCUGCAUAGACGUCACUGACCGCCCCGACGGCGCCUGUUUUCCAAACAUGCGUUGCACUAAGCAGCUAGUUGGCGGCGACCGCCCUUGAUAAUAGGCAUGUGAAAAUCGCCCUAUCGCUAAACCCCCCUUUAAACCCCUUUCACUAUUACUAUAGUUCUUUAUAAGUCGGUGUCCUCUUUGGACUAGCCUCUCAAACGAUUUCUUUAGAGGAAAUUUAAUCUCUGUUUUAACGCAAUUUGUAUGUUUGUGAUUAUUUUGAAUAAAGUGAUUUGUUAAACGCCUUAACUAUGUAUAGUUUGUGUUGCGUUAAACGGCUAUCAUUUAAAAUAAACCAGCCCCGCAAGAAUACAGUCCACACCCCCAACAAAUCAACCCGUUAGAUGGUGGUGAAGCAAGGAUACGUUUCUAACCCACAUGGAGUGCUGUAAACUCCUGGCAUCUCAAAUGGAAUUUUGUUUUUGACGGACCGAAGAUGUUGAGAAAUUUUCGGACAAAUGGAGUACCUCUAAUCACCGCCAUAGGAUCAUUGUUUGAUCUGAAUCCUAGCGGCCUCUCGCCUUGGGAUCUAGAGCUCUUGUCAGACACCAACGUUACCGAGGUGGGAUCUAUAGUCAAAGAGGCAUACGUUGGUCCCAAUGGGUCAUUCGCUGAAAAUUUGGCUGCCGUAGUAGAAUUAGUCAGCGACCAAAUGUUCGUGAGAUCAACUUUGAAGCAGGCCGAAAUACAAUCGAACUUUACCCCCGCAUAUCUCUAUCAAUUUUCUUUCGAGGGUUUCUUAACCUCGUUUCUUCCCAACAUCGAAGGCACGGGCAGGGCCGGCCACGGAGAGGAAUCCCCUUAUCUUUUUGCGACGAUGCCGUUGCUCACCGAUCGAGAAGUAUUGAUCAGCAAGCAGAUGGUCAAACUCUGGGCUAACUUCGCGAAAAGCUUGAAACCCACUCCUGAUGCAUCGGACCCGCUGUUCAACCUCACGUGGCCGCAAGUUACCCCCACCAACAUUCAGUAUUUGGACUUCGACGAUCAGAUCGCGGUGAAACCCAACAGAAAGGAAAAAGAAAUCGCAAUGUGGAAUCGCGUUUAUUACACUUACAGUCAACAGCCAUUUAAUGGAUUUUAAGAUGUAUUAAACGUUUAGUUACAAAUUAAAGAUGUGUUUUAUUCAACG